This is a messenger RNA of Cokeromyces recurvatus, 759 nucleotides long. Its product is annotated as Nse1 non-SMC component of SMC5-6 complex-domain-containing protein. Gene Ontology annotation, molecular function: ubiquitin-protein transferase activity. Gene Ontology annotation, cellular component: nucleus; Smc5-Smc6 complex. The transcript is spliced from 3 exons. The coding region runs from base 1 to 759 and encodes 252 amino acids. Gene Ontology annotation, biological process: double-strand break repair via homologous recombination; DNA damage tolerance. Lineage: Eukaryota; Fungi; Mucoromycota; Mucoromycetes; Mucorales; Mucoraceae. The record is from RefSeq and is a predicted model, not a curated record.
AUGGAUAAUACAUACAAUGAUUCACAUCGAUUAUUUAUACAAUCCAUGUUUUCAAAACGAAUCAUUACCGAAGAUGAUGCUUUAAAACUUUAUGAUCAAGUAUGCGAACUAACAGGACUCCCUGCCACUGAAGAUUAUCCAUUAUUUAUUUCAUCCUUAAACGAAGAGUUAGCAGAAUUGGAUUAUUCACUAAGAAUAUCGCAUGACGAACGUGAUGGGAUUGCUUAUUUGACGUUAGUUAAUGUCAAACAGGAUCCAGUAACUGAAUUAGCAACAACAUUUACACCCAUCGAAAUAAGUUACAUUCGAGAAUUAUUUGAAAAGAUUAUUACAGCAGAUAAUGAGAAUUUUGCACUUUCAACAAGAGCAGCUAUUAAUCUAGGCCACAGUGUCGAAUCACGAUUAACACUUAAAGACACACAAGACAUUUUGGAUCGUCUAGUUCAAGAUCGUUGGAUUGCAAUGGAAGAAAAGGGGGUUUAUUAUCUUGAUACACGUGCUAUUGCUGAACUACAAUCCUACUUUCGUGAACAAUAUAGUGACAUUGUUAAAGAAUGUACAACUUGCUUAGACUUCAUUACAAUGGGUGAACGAUGUGAGGUUGAGGAAUGUCCUGUGCGUCUUCACAAGUAUUGUGCAGAUAAACUAUUUGCCAACAAGAAUAAUCCUUGUUGCCCUCAAUGUUCAACACGAUGGAAUAGAUCAAAUACAUUUGGACUAGGUCUACCUGAUGACACUACGGAUUUUAGUGAUGAUUAA